AUGUAUCUGUUAGCUAUACCAUUGUUUUUCAUCAUUGUAAAUGGUAAAACAACUACUCUCCACUCUGUUUGUAUGACUAAUUUUGUCGCAGUCAACAUUGAUUCACCAACAAAUGUUGAAACAAUUAGUCGUACCUUGUGUUAUGAUAAAAUUCCUGAUUAUAGAACAAACGUUCAUGGAUAUAACAUCAAGUCUUAUUGUUUUGUUGAUGAAAAUAAUUUCUAUGUUCAAAAAGGGAAUCAUAAUAUUAGUAGAUGUGGAGAGUGGCUCCAAUUAGUAGGACCAAGUCAAAAACCUAUUGUUUGUAUGGUAGCUGGGUCAGAAAAUUUAAAAGUCUCUGGUGUUUCUACUUCAAAUCAAUACUCAUUCAUUGGUGUUCCAAGAAACAUCUUUCUAACAUUAACAGGUGGAUUUGAUGAAGGUGCUAGUAUUGUAACUCAAAUUACAUUAUCAGAGACAUACUUUGAUUUAAGAAUAAGUCCUACUCUCUAUGUACUUAAUAGGAAUGACACAACAGCAACAAUUCAAUUUACUGAUUUCAAUAGAAAUCCAGAAAAGAUUGCAGUUAAUAAUAUUUUUUAUGAUAUGACCCCAGAAAAUACCUUUUUAGUUCCACUUUUUGAUAGUGAUGUUGCUGUUCAUCUCAUCGCUUUUGAUAAUGAGAAGAUUGAUUUUCCAAAAGUUAAUUUGAAGAGGGGAGAUAAAUUUAUGAGUACUGCUCGAUUUGUAAAUUAUGAUAUGGUUGAUUGCAAUUUUAUGGCUGAUAAAAAUGUUUUUUUCAGAGGUAGUAGAGAAGAUCAUGGCACAUUAUUAACGUGGCAAAUUGUACAAUGGAAUCAAGAUAAAACAAUUGUUGAAUUUGAUAAUUCUGCUCAAGAAAUUAAAUUUGUUGGUAAAACAUCAAAUUUAUCAAUGGUAUUUGUAUAUCCAACAGUAAUUAUGUUAAAUCAAGAUUUUGCUUAUUUUGAGAUAGAAUUUGAAACCUCUUCAUCGGAUUAUCAAUUUGUUGUUGCAAACACUGGGCAUUGUAAAAAUGUAGUAAAAUAUACUUUUGAUUAUUGUUCACCUACACAACUUAAUUUACCAACAAAGUAUUACUUUAAUAGACUAGAAAAAACUAUUAAAUUAAGAAUGUCCUUGUUUGGAAUUAAUAAACUGUUUUCUAAUACGAUUGAACUUAUUCACAAAGUUCCUCCAGGAACAGUACUUAACUUAGUUUCGGCUCAAUUAGUGAGAGAGGCUAAAAUGUUAAAUCAAACAGAAUGUAAUUCUGUUUCUUUUAAUUGUUUAGGCACUGAAUGUACAAUAACUAAUCAAUUUUCACGUAAAGUUCCAUUUAAUUUUGGAUGUUCACCUUCUUGUGGUGUUUGUCGUGUUGGGUUUACAUGUAAUGAUUAUGGAAAGUGUGUAGAAGAAGUUAAUUUGAACCAAAGAAGUGAAGCUAAUGUAAUUAGUUGUUUACUUGUUUUGUUACUGCUUCAACUUCUUCUUUGAGCGUUUUGAAAUAUAGCUUUAAUUGAAAUAUUUAAAC
Messenger RNA from Entamoeba histolytica HM-1:IMSS, 1531 nucleotides. RefSeq lists its product as uncharacterized. Bases 1 to 1494 code for a protein of 497 amino acids. The transcript has a single exon. NCBI's taxonomy places the organism in Eukaryota, Evosea, Mastigamoebida, Endamoebidae. The record is from RefSeq and is a predicted model, not a curated record.